This is a messenger RNA of Egretta garzetta (little egret), 10671 nucleotides long. RefSeq names its product U2 snRNP associated SURP domain containing (gene U2SURP). Lineage: Eukaryota; Metazoa; Chordata; Aves; Pelecaniformes; Ardeidae. Gene Ontology annotation, cellular component: nucleus. Gene Ontology annotation, biological process: RNA processing. The transcript has 27 exons. Gene Ontology annotation, molecular function: RNA binding. The coding region runs from base 6750 to 9671 and encodes 973 amino acids. The record is from RefSeq and is a predicted model, not a curated record.
AGGGGCACUCGGUAAGGGGCUGACAGUAGCUGCUCUGUGUUGAUCCUUAGACAAAUCCCACAUUUAUCGUUGGCGUGGUUAUGCAAGCAGCACAGUUACAUAAUCGGAAUCUAAAAAUACAGGGAAAAGCCCUGUGCGCAUGUAACUGUACCUUAACGUGUCUGAAGCAAACAGAAGGCAGCGCGGAAAGGUAACUGUUGCGGGCGCAGGUAGGAACCAGAGUAAGAAAUUGCUCUCUGCUGUUUCGACUUGUGCUUCCUCUUUGUUUGUUUUCAGAUGGUCUUAAAUGUCUGAUAGCUCUGGGCUUCCAAAUGUCCGUAUUACACGGUGAUAUUGAGAUAUAUAUGUGUGGUCAUACGGUAUAAACCAGGGUCCAGUGGAAUUAGGACACUCAAAAAAAAAUUCCAAAGGUUUUUAUAAAAAUCUUCUAUUCAACAGUGUAUCAUGGCAACAUGCAAAAUCUUCUGGACAAGGAGGUGAUCAGAAAUACAAUUUUAAAAAUCAGCACAAAAAAAAGUAGUAAAGAUGUGUUACCGAAAGUGAUUUUCAGUGCAUUUUUCAUUACAGUAAAAAUAUCCAUUUUACGGAACUGUCAAAAGUAGGGCAGACUGGUGACACUGUCUAUAAUCUUUCUAAAAAUUACACAGGAGUCCUGCUAGGAAAACAAACACAACUGAACAGUGCUGAAAAGCCAAGGGGAAGAGUAAAAUAUUAAACUGAGACCGAUUUUUUAGAAAACAGGCCUAAUGUGCGCUGGUGCCCAUGUGUUUUAGAGGGCGAGAGGGUGGGUGGGGGUGCCCGGCAGUGUGCAGGGACACACCGACCAAGUGGUCCUCGUGGAAUGGCAGAGCAAGGGCUCUGCAGACCCCGGCUGCACCAGGGGGGAGCCGGGCCCCCCUCGCAGCGGGCUCUGCAGAGUGUGACGCAGGGAGAGGAAAGGCUCUCUGGGAUUGAAUGAAAACCACUCAGCCUCUGGUAGAGGUUAGGAUUCCAAUGGGGCUGCUCUGCACUAGAGAGGCUGUCCUGAAGGAGAGAUAUGCUGCAUGCUGCACCACUGUAGAUACACCCGGUGGUGAGGGGGCUGUAGGAGAUAUCUCCUCCCCUGCCCUGCUCCCACCACCCCACCCCACCCAUGCCAGUGCUCCGCAGUAGGGCUAUGGUGAUCGUUUCUCCCUCUCCCUAAGUGACACUUCCAUUUACAGUGGUGAGUGCCAUUGCAGGCCCUAGGGAAGAGGACCGAAGUGACCGUGAUCUUCAACCUCCCUUCUCAAGGUUAGAUAAGGAGAACGGUUGACUGGGAGCAAUCUGGUUGAAGAGCCUGUUGGAAAGCCACCAGCAGCUGUUGCAACAGAUGGUGUCUAAAGAACAACAGCACCCACCGCUGAUUGGGAACUGCUGGCCCUGCUGCAGCAGCAGGGCUCGUUCGACGCGUUCCGACUUUCCUACAACCUCCAGACUUUCAGGGAUGUGGGAGGCGUUCAGCCCUCUUGCCUCAGGGGGUGCUGGGGUAUCACCUGGCUUCCUGGGAGAAACACCCACCGGGUUUGUGUUUUCAUGGGGGGCAGCCUGGGUGGGGAGGAGCAGGUGGGGUUUGCUUGUGGUUCAAGACUGACACAGUGCCGGUGGCCACCAGACUGUCUGGGUAUUGGGGGAGAUAGAUAGAUACACACUAACGCUGCAGAGAAGAUAAAUGCCUGGGAAGUUCUCCCUACUAUUGAGGUCUUCCUGUAAUAUUUUAAGACAUCUUAAAGUAAUAUUUAGGGGGAUGGGGGCUUUCUGUUCCGCAGAGCCAAGAAUCACUUGAGACACUUGUACAUACCAGCUCCUCUGGAGAAAGCACAAGCCCAGGGUGCCGAUCUAGUUUUGUUUGUUCUGUCACUGGUGAGUUUACCUGAUAACAGUGUGCUACAGAUAAAUACAAGCAGUGUGAAAUAAAUAUACAUUCUCUUUUCUCUGCCGCUGUGCAGGGAUCCAGCUUUGGCUCUGCUGGUAUCACACAUGCAUAACCUGGGUCUCUUUGGCCAGAAAAGGGCCACAGAGGUCUCAGGGCUUCUGAAGAUCACAGUUCACAUCAUUGCCAAGUGACAGCAAUGUAGCUUUAGCAGCCACAUUAAUGAGACUCAUUACUAAUGAUCUGGUUCUUUUGCUUUUUUCCAGGGCUGCCUCCUCCUGGGGGAGAAUGGUCUCUGAGGACAGAUUGGGCUUUCAUAAAGGCAACUGCAUACAUCUUACAUUGAGUUAAUUAUUCUGUUCCCAAACCAGCUGUGGAGUAGUGUACUGGGAACCUUACAAUUUAAAGCACUUACAACCUCAAAAUAGCCUCUUAUUCAUAUGUAGUCCAUCAAGGAUAGUAUUACAUGACUAUUAUGUGGUAGGCAAGGGAAAAUCAGGGCAUUUGGAGGUCAUAGAGAGGAGUCCAUGUAAUGCAGUGCAUGAAGAGGCCUCAGUGCAUUUCUCUAAACCAGUUUAUAUUUAGAAGGGCAUGGUCAGCAUAUACCAGGGUUUCUUCUAGCAUGUGUAGAAUUUUCUGCAGGCUUUCUCUCCAAAUAACCUUUGAGAAGGCUCUUCAAACACUGAUGAAGGUGCUGCCUAAUGAGGUGAGUAACAGAAGAUAAUGUUAAUCAGUGCUGGCUGAAGACUUGGAGAAAAAGAUGUGCCAAAAUACCAAAUGUGGGUUUGUUUCUAUAUUAUACUUUUGUUUUAUUCAUUGUUGAAGUCCUUUCAUGAGGUAUCAUUUUACCUGAAAUAUCAAAAGCCCUAUAAGAUAUUCUGAAUUACUUCCAACCGUCCCCAAUGAAAGUAUGACUUUUAGGUAGGGAAAAAAAAGCUAAUUUCAUCUUUUGCCCUCUAACGUACUCAGCACAGUAGGGAAGAGGUGAUACUUAGCCCUCCUACUAGCCAUUGCCUUCCUGUGUGAGUAAAGAAAUUAACUUCAAUCUACCACUGGAGGGAAAGUCCUGUUGUGAAUAAGCAAUGGUGGUGUUUGGAAGAUUUGAGAUGCUUUUGAAGAUACACCUUCAGCCUCACCCAGCUCAACCCACUCACGCUGGCAAACAUCAGUCUUCAGAGCUCUUGCUCAACAUAAUCCUUUACUGUACAGCUCCGUCUCUCAUUUAUUUUUCCUUUCUGUAUUUUCACCUUCAAGACAGAUUUUAAUGAUUUCUGUCUUAAUAAGAAGUUUUAUCUGAGUAAAAACAUUGAACCUCUUUGUUUGCUCUGGAUUUUUAUCCUUCACUAAAAUCUCUUUAGUAAAUCUGAUUCUGUUCUGACAUUUUCUGUGGAACCCCACUGGCCGUGAGUGAGGGUAGAAUUUGGCUCUAUUUAAGAAGAGUAGGUGUUAAAGAAAGAGAGGCUUUAGCCUCACCCAACUUUGUCUAAUGUAGCUCAUGCUUGCAGUUUCUCUGGGAGAACAUCUUCACAGAUACACAGACAUACAAGCAUGGUCCCUUUAUGUGAUUUUUUUUUUUAUCCUUUCUCAAGUAUCAGUCUUGUGAAAAUAAUGUCUUGAUGGGUAAAUUUCUACUGCAGCCAUUAUGUUCUUUUGUAAUAAUUGAGCAGGCAUAGUGCUUUGAUCUAAUAUUGAAGAGAUUAACUUGCCUUUAGAGAUUCUAUCCCACUAUCUUUUUCAGACUGGAUAAACAGGAAUCCUUGCAUCAUUUUCUCUUUCUUGAGUAACUAAUUAAGGACAAUUAUACUUUAUAAACAUAAUUCCUUAAUAGAUAAAGAAAAGCGAAAGUGAUACUUGUAUUUUAAAGCCUCACUUGGAGGUAAGAAAAGCUAGAUGUGUUAAAGGGAAUCACAGUAACUGACACCAUCAUGGUUGCAUAGCAAUGUUCAUUUUAACCUCUCUUUCACCAGGAGCUUCUGAUUUUUUGCCCUCUUUACCUUCAAGUUGAAUAUUUUCAGGUUUGUGCUCUUUAUCCUUUACAAACCAGUAAUAAAACCAAUCUGAAAUACUCUGAAAAAACUCUAGAUAGCAAACUGGGGAAAAAACACGUUUUAAGAAAAUUCCUCUGAAUAUUUGGGUUUUUUUAAGUUCUUGUUUUUGAAGGAUUAGGGGUAGAACGUGUUUUUCUGGACAGCAGCAAAUCUGAAUAUAAGUAUUGCAGUGAAAUCAGUUUCACUGUGAUGAAGAAUAGCAUACUGGGUGCCUGCAUAUUUCAUGUGUUUUCCGUGGUCAGAAUCCACCACUUUCCCACCUACCUGGGGCUCGCAGCAAGAGGAAAGGACAACUUGUCCUUUGCAAGGGUUGCAGGACUGAACCCUCACAAACUGCUAAGGAAAUUGUUUCGUUUGUGUGUGCCGAGUGUUUUCCAGAGCACAAAUUGGUGCUCACUGUUAGUAAGCUGAAAGGAGGGAUGCUUGGCAUGGACAAAGGAAAGAUUGCUGUUGCACUCAUGUUGAACUUCCAUGCUUUUAAACAGCUGAUACAUUUUCACGUCUGGAUUCCAGCCACAUAGGCUAAUUUUCUCUGACAAGAAGCUGCAGGAGAACUUUUGGAAUUAAGCCUUCAUUUGGUACUCGCACUAAUGCCUGGAAAAUACACUGCAAAUUACCGUCCUUUCUCAGCCAGACUGCAAGUCAGAUGUUGCCCCUGUGACCGGUUUGCGUAAUGUGUCUCACCACCUGGGGAGUCCCAGGAGGAGAAAGAACCCUGGUUCCCUGAUAAGGCACGUGUCCCAGGAGGGCAGUGGGGUCCUGGAAGGGAAAGCGGCUGCUGAAUGGCAGGACUAGAGCAGGACUUGCAGCUGACAGAAGGUAGGGCACCAGCACUGAGAGAGGGAGCAACACAGAGCCAGCUCCAGCCAGCGGACAGAGAGCAGACAGCAGCUGCAACAAGUCCAGGCUGCUGGGCACCUCGGAGCCAAAUAGCCCUCUCCCAGCCACCCUCUCUGGCUCUUUUUUAUUAUUCUGGGGGUCCCUGCUAAAGCAUCUCAAUUCAGCCCAGUGGCUCCCUGCAGCCCAGGCUACGCCUGCUGCCUUUCAUCUCAUGUCUGCCCUGCUCUCCUACCGUGCUGCACACCCUUAGCUUCCUAGCAACACCUGAGUCCAUGGGGGAGCGUGCAUCUACCUAUUUUGAGAAUCCUUGCCUAGUGGUUUUCAGUCUCAGGGGUGGGAGGAGAUGGAAGGUGGAAGCAGGGAAAAGGAGCUGGAAGAUGGCUGCUUAAUCAGUGGGGGAACAGCACACACAGCCGGUGCCUUUAGGGAUCCGUGAGCCACUACCGAGAGCAUAAGAUGACUCACAGAGUUACAAACCCAUAUACCCAGCAGCUACACUUCUGUCCUACUGAGUUCUGCCCACCUAGUGCCCUCAAACGUGUGUCUUUUGCUACAGGGUAGGGAACUUCCACAGCACUUUAAAUCCUUCCUCUCUCCUUCCCUCACGCCCACCUUUGCAAAAGGACUGCAGUGGUUCAGCUGCGCUCUGGCCUGGGGUGAGGGCAAGGGAGAUCUCUCCUUUGAAAGUGGGGAAAAAACAGACAGAAAGGCAAGAGUAAUGCACUGCAGCAUGUGGUUUACUUAAUGUAGCUUAGUGUUAAUUAUUUAUGAUAAUUCAUGAUCUUCCCUAGUAUAUUGCCUAAUGAUAUCUGUCAUUGUAACAACAGUUAAUAAACAACUCCCAGGCCUGCAUGCAACCAGAUCUACUGCAUUAUAAUGAAAAAUGUUUAAUAUUUCCUUUUUAAUAUUAUUAUUAGCCUACCCUUUCCAGUAUUUAUUCUCCAUAGAUUUCUGCAUCUCGUUGCUUCCUUCCCUUCCCUCUCUCCUCCCUCCCUUCUCUCCCAUUAAGCCCAAGACACUGACGUGUGUUGUCAUUCACUAACUGUACACGAGUGCUACUGUACUAUUGCAAUGUGUUAUAAAUAGCACAGAUUCAAGAGUACAGUUCAUUCUGAAAAAUUAUCUUUAGCGAUGACCUUUGAAACUCCAUCUUUCCUGUUUUUCACAGCAUGCUCUGGAUCAUGAUGCUCUUAAUUUGGUGCAGUUUAUUAAUUGCAAAAGAGCAUAGAGGCUGAGCAGUAAGCAGAGGAUUUAAACAAUGAGGUGGAUAAUUAAAAAGGAUUAAUGAGGUGGAUUAAAUAAAGGGAUUGAGGCCAAACAGAGCACAAAUUUUCUAAACAUCAGUGGCCCCAAAACUCUAGCAUCCAAGGGCAUGUCUCUCUUUCCACUUAGAUAUUUGCUUUUUAUCCAGAAGUGUCAGUCUUUCUUUCAUACCAGGUUUAUCAAUGCAGUCCAGGAAAGCUGAGCAGCAUCUAGUGUCUCCUCCUGUGGCCCUAAGUGCCCCUUCUAUCUAGUACAUGUUCCCCAACUGGUUUGCUUCCAAGCCAUUGCUGCACCUGUUUCCACUACCAUGUUAAAAAAAUCCAAAGAUGACACUAAUCCUGUGCCUCUGCAAGCUGGUGAAGUGGUUCUCAAGAAAACACUGGAAAGAUGGGGGAAAAGAAGGACUUGACUUGGAUUCUGAAGCAGUAAGAUCCUGCACAAUCCAUCUCUAAAGCUCCUUGGCCAACACCAAUCCAUGGAAGGGCUCCUCUAUAGGCAAGUCUGGAGCUCAACAAAUCCUAAAAAGACUGAUGGAAUUGUCCCCAAAUCCUGCUGUUGAAGGGUGGGUUUUAUUUCUUCCUCCUUCCCUUCAAGUCAGCAGUGAUUCCACUUCAAAUCUGUGCAAAGCCUUGGGGUGCCCACAGAAGGCUGUGCAGGUGGUUGCAGAAAUGGAGAGCCAUCCCCCAGAGCAGAAGGUGACAUCGUAGAUGGUCAGAGCGCCAGAUGCAGUACACACCACUGGAUCUGCUGAUACACAUCCUCUAAUGGAAAGCAAACUUAAAGCAUUCAGUAUUGGCAAAAUGAGUGCUGCCAAACGGACUCUGAGCAAGAAGGAGCAAGAAGAAUUAAAAAAGAAGGAGGAUGAGAAGGCUGCUGCAGAAAUUUAUGAAGAAUUCCUUGCUGCCUUUGAAGGAAGUGAUGGUAAUAAAGUGAAAACAUUUGUAAGAGGAGGAAUCGUUAAUGCAUCUAAAGAGGAGCAUGAAACAGAUGAAAAACGGGGUAAAAUUUAUAAGCCUUCAUCACGAUUUUCAGAUCAAAAAAAUCAACCAAGCCAGCCAUCUAAUGAGAAGCCUCCAUCCCUCUUAAUGAUAGAAACUAAAAAGCCUCCUUUGAAGAAAGGAGAGAAGGAAAAGAAAAAGAGUAAUUUGGAACUUUUUAAAGAAGAAUUAAAGCAAAUACAAGAGGAACGUGAUGAAAGACAUAAAACAAAAGGUAGAUUGAGUCGUUUUGAACCACCCCAGUCAGAUUCAGAUGGCCAGCGUCGUUCAAUGGAUGCUCCUUCAAGAAGAAACAGAUCAUCUGGUGUACUGGAUGAUUAUGCACCAGGGUCACAUGAUGUUGGAGAUCCAAGCACAACAAAUUUGUAUCUUGGAAACAUUAAUCCUCAAAUGAAUGAAGAGAUGUUAUGCCAAGAAUUUGGACGCUUUGGACCGUUAGCGAGUGUUAAAAUCAUGUGGCCAAGAACUGAUGAAGAAAGAGCAAGAGAAAGAAAUUGUGGCUUUGUUGCCUUUAUGAACAGGAGAGAUGCUGAAAGAGCAUUAAAGAAUUUAAAUGGCAAGAUGAUCAUGUCGUUUGAAAUGAAGUUAGGUUGGGGCAAAGCUGUACCUAUCCCACCACAUCCGAUAUACAUUCCGCCUUCUAUGAUGGAGCAUACCCUCCCGCCGCCUCCAUCAGGACUGCCUUUUAAUGCCCAGCCUAGGGAGAGAUUGAAGAAUCCUAAUGCUCCAAUGUUACCACCACCAAAAAACAAGGAAGAUUUUGAGAAGACUCUGUCGCAAGCCAUAGUCAAAGUGGUUAUCCCAACAGAAAGGAAUUUGCUCGCUUUGAUACAUCGAAUGAUAGAGUUUGUGGUACGGGAAGGGCCUAUGUUUGAAGCCAUGAUCAUGAACCGAGAAAUCAACAAUCCAAUGUUCAGGUUUUUAUUUGAAAACCAGACUCCAGCCCAUGUAUAUUAUAGAUGGAAGCUUUAUUCAAUUCUUCAGGGAGAUGCUCCAACCAAGUGGAGGACAGAAGAUUUCCGCAUGUUCAAAAAUGGAUCAUUUUGGAGGCCACCACCAUUGAAUCCAUACUUGCAUGGGAUGUCAGAAGAACAAGAAACGGAAGCGUUUGUAGAGGAACCGAACAAGAAGGGUGCACUUAAGGAAGAACAGAGGGACAAAUUAGAGGAAAUUCUGCGUGGAUUAACACCUCGGAAGAAUGAUAUUGGUGAUGCAAUGGUUUUCUGUCUGAAUAAUGCGGAAGCUGCUGAAGAAAUUGUGGACUGCAUUACAGAAUCAUUGUCCAUUCUGAAGACUCCUCUUCCUAAGAAGAUUGCAAGAUUAUAUCUAGUGUCGGAUGUGUUAUACAACUCUUCAGCUAAAGUUGCCAAUGCUUCCUACUAUAGAAAAUUUUUUGAAACAAAAUUAUGUCAGAUAUUCUCUGAUCUCAAUGCUACUUACCGUACAAUACAAGGCCAUUUACAGUCUGAAAAUUUCAAGCAACGGGUAAUGACAUGCUUCCGAGCAUGGGAAGACUGGGCGAUCUAUCCAGAACCAUUUUUGAUCAAACUACAGAACAUUUUCUUGGGGCUUGUAAAUAUCAUGGAAGAUAAAGAAACAGAGGAAGUACCAGAUGAUCUUGAUGGCGCUCCCAUUGAGGAAGAGCUUGAUGGUGCUCCACUAGAAGAUGUGGAUGGAAUUCCUAUUGAUGCUGCUCCUAUUGAUGAUCUGGAUGGAGUCCCAAUUAAAUCAUUGGAUGAUGAUCUUGAUGGAGUUCCUUUGGAUACGACUGAAGACUCAAAAAAGAAUGAGCCUAUAUUUAAAGUUGCCCCUUCAAAGUGGGAAGCAGUGGAUGAAUCAGAACUCGAAGCUCAAGCUGUUACCACUUCUAAGUGGGAGCUUUUUGACCAACAUGAAGAGUCUGAAGAGGAGGAAAUUCAAAAUCAAGAAGAAGAAAGUGAAGAUGAGGAGGACACUCAGAGUUCUAAGUCGGAAGAGCAACACAUGUAUUCCAAUCCUAUUAAAGAAGAAAUGCCUGAAUCCAAGUCUUCAGUCAAAUAUUCAGAAAUGAGUGAAGAAAAGCGUGCCAAACUCCGAGAGAUAGAGCUUAAGGUGAUGAAGUUUCAGGAUGAGUUAGAGUCUGGGAAAAGACCCAAGAAACCAGGCCAGAGUUUUCAGGAACAGGUUGAACACUAUAGAGACAAGCUGCUCCAGAGGGAAAAAGAAAAGGAGUUGGAAAGAGAACGGGACAGAGACAAAAAGGACAAGGAAAAAUCUGAAUCCAGGUCCAAAGAUAAGAAGGAAAAGGAGGAAUGUACACCAACAAGGAAAGAGAGGAAAAGACGACACAGUGCUUCACCUAGCCCAUCUCGCAGCAGUGGCAGUAGACGAGCAAAGUCUCCGUCACCAAAAUCAGAACGCUCGGAGCGCUCUGAACGGUCCCACAAAGAGAGUUCACGUUCUCGGUCAUCACAUAAAGAUUCUCCCAGAGAUGUCAGUAAAAAGGCCAAAAGGUCGCCAUCUGGCUCCAGGACACCCAAAAGAUCAAGAAGAUCACGAUCCAGAUCCCCUAAAAAGUCAGGGAAAAAAUCCAGGUCCCAGUCCCGUUCUCCUCACAGAUCUCACAAGAAGUCAAAGAAAAGCAAACACUGACAAUGUUAAUAUUUUUUAUGAUGCUGUCACUUACUGGAAAUGCGGUUUUGUUUUUGUGCCUGAACAGUCUGUUAAAAAAACAAAAAAGCAUUCCUGAUUAUUUUUUUUUGUGAAUGCACGUGUAUACUCAUGAGUAUCGGCAUCUGUAGACCUGUCAUUGUUUUAUAUUGUACAAAAUAUCUUCAUUGUGACUAUUUCCAAAAGAAACAUUUUUGUGUUUAGAAGUUUCAUCAGAAAUGCGUGUAACUGAUCUGCUGGCAGUAGUGAUACUUUGUUUUAGAAUGUUGUGACAUAGCAGAAAUAACUCAAAUGUUCCCCCUUUUUGUAGCUUUGACAAUUUGAAUUAGAUUUCAAAUAAAAUCUGAACAGAAAAUUAAGAUGUUGUUUUCUUGCCCCACUGGUGAUACCAGAUCUCUAAAGGAAUUCAUAGUUUGUUUGGAAGUACUGUGUAUUUCAGACACACUAUGGUGCUUGGAUCGUUCAGUGUAGUGGUAGCUCUGUUCCUGUUUUCACUAGUUUGACUAUUCAGAUAAAAGCACCUUUGAAUCCAGUGGACGGGUUUUCUUUCCUACCGAGAUACUUUACUGUAAGAGCAGUUGAACAGUCUGGUACCUACCAUGAUAAGCUUUACAAGUAAAUCUUUGCUUCGUGUUUCUCCAUUUUAAUUGCAGGGAAUAUUUGUGACACCAGAGUAAUGUUUUUGUUUGCUUUUUAAAAAGGGCCUCUGCAGAGAUGCAUCAUAUGUAUGUGUGCAUAUAUCAUACAUAUAUGAUGUAUCAAUAACAAGCCAUAUUUAUGGCAUGUAUGGGGAACAAUAAAAGGACAGUAAGCCUGAGGCUCUAUGACUUCUUCCUAAAGUAUAGGUACAAUAAUUGCAACCUAUAGUACAGUGUUGUUUUCUAAAACUGAUUUUUACUCCAAAAGGACAGCUUUUACAUUAUUUUAUUGAAUUUCUUCCUCUGUUGUGGAAAUGCUUCAAAAUGGGAAAAAAAUAAAUUUU